UCGUCGGCGACCAAACCGCACCGAAUUGCUUCCUUGGCCCGUCUCCUUCUGGCCGUCUUCCCUCCGCUCCGCCCCCCGACCACUGCCCGCGGCGCGCGCCAUGGAGCCGGACGCCGACGAGGAUUACAUGGGCGACCUCUCCAACUUCCUCCCGCCGAGUCCGUCCUCCCCCACCCCAUCGAGUAACGUCGGGCGCCGGAAGGAACCACCCGCGCAGGCGCCGGCGCAGACGCGGGCGAAGCGCGGGAAGGGGGUGCCGUGGCAGGAGCGGCGGCGGCAGGAGCGCGAGAGGAAGCAGCGGGAGGAGGACGCCCGCACGAUGGCUGGGCUCGCGGAGGCCAUCCCGGAGAGCAACGUAGGGUUCAGGAUGUUGAAGCAGAUGGGGUACGACCCCGGGGCGCGCGCCGGCGCCGCCGAGCCGGUCGGCAUAGAGAUCCGCCGCUCGAGGGCCGGCCUCGGGGCGGAGCCUGCGGCGGCGCCGACGCCGGCGCCGGUUCCGGUGGAGAAGACGCGGAAGGCGGUGGAGAUGGAGCGGAGGCGGCAGGAGGAGAUGAUGGGGGAGCUGAGGGCGAGGAAGAGCACGCAGUGGAGGGGGCGGAGGGUGGUGUGGGACUUCCGCAAGGCCGAGGUGGCGCUCGCGCAGCUGGAGAACCGGGAGGUGGAGCCGCCGGCGCCGGAUGGGGAGAAGGAUAAGGAGGCAGAGGAGGAAGAGGAGGUGAUCACAGAAGAGGAUUUGCAGAAUAUAUUAUCUAAGUUGCGCGAUCAAUACCAGUACUGCCUAUAUUGUGGAUGCAAGUAUGAAUCAACGGAAGCACUGGCAAAGGAAUGCCCUGGCCCUAAUGAGGAUGACCAUUGAUUUGUUGUAUUAAUGGUGACAAAGAAUUAUCCUAGAUACAAACAGGUUCCUCAUUCCGUUUGGUCUUGGAAUUAGACUGUUUUCCAACAGCAACAUUUUCAAGUUGUACAGAAGAAUGAAACUGCUCUUUGAAAUAAAAGGGGAAAACACCAUAACAAAUAGUCACCGGAUAAAAAAAGGUAGAUGCAGGCAACAAAUUUGCCAAUAUAAUCUCUUUUACACGAACCAUGCCUGAUUCUUUGUUUAGAAAAAUAGAAACAGUUACAAUGAUUUAUUGUUCUUGUUUAUUGUUCUUUACUGUCUGCCUGCUUGUGUGCCAAUUUGCCAAUAUUGUCUGCCUGCUUGUGUUCUUGUUUAUUGUUCUUUACUGUCUGUUUGAUUUGGCUAAGUAGCCUGUUACUGUCUGCUUAAGAAAAUAAUAGGAUAUGAUUUGUAUAUUCUUUUGAGGCCAAUAGUUUGCAUACCUGAACAUUGUUCCUCACUGUUUUUACUGCUCUAUAAUGCUUUGUUGUCAGCACAUUCAAAGUAGUAGCAAGUAAAAUUUGGUGAUUCUCCUGCAACCUCCUUCGCUGUUGUAUUUAUUAUACAGGAAAUUGACUUUGAGUGGAUUCUUGAAUAGAUGAUACAUUGUAUGCUUAUGGAUUUUGCCAUUUUGGUAAUUUUGGUCAACUUCUCUUAACUUUUUGGUCUCAAAUUGUUGACAAACUGUUUCAUGAUUGGAGUGUCUGUCACAUUACCUUGUGCAAUCACAUUAGUGCUAACAAUUCUGGUGCUAUUCAAAUUUAUACCUGUAAUAACAGUACCUUCGCAUCUGAUAGAGUAUAGAACAAUAACAGCACUGCCUUCA
Molecule: messenger RNA, 1703 nt
Organism: Panicum virgatum (switchgrass)
Lineage: Eukaryota; Viridiplantae; Streptophyta; Magnoliopsida; Poales; Poaceae
Product: G patch domain-containing protein 11
Exons: 4
Coding region: 101-856 (251 amino acids)
Cellular component (GO): kinetochore
Molecular function (GO): nucleic acid binding
Source: RefSeq, a predicted model, not a curated record